UUAGUCCCACCCUCACCACCGUACAAGUCCCUCAGCCUAAAGAACCAAUUGUGGGCCUGUCACCUAGGAGAAAAACCAAAAGUCAAAACUUUUCGUUUAUUGAUUCAUAUCGCGGUUUUUGUUGGGGAUCGGUUCUAACUUGUGUUCAUUCUAUUUUCAAGUCGCUUGUAGAAACAAAUGUAUGAAUUUACUUGUUGGACAGGAUGGAAAAUGUGACAGUGUAAUAGUUUAAUUGUGAUUUUUUGAGUUUCAAUGGGUACUACAUGUGUAGGAAAUAGUGCUCUAGUUUUCAAUCGCUUCUCGACAAUAAAGCUGGGUAAGGUUCUAGCACAUCGGCCGACCGAGGAAAAUGAUGCUGAUUCAUUUGGCAUCACAUCACCAGCACAUGUCAUCAGCGCUAAUAGCAAAGCUUCAAUCGUCGACGAAAGGGUGGUCACUAUAGGGGCCUUCGACGGGUCGGGUCAAGGUCCCAAGCAAUAAAAUCCGAACGUACGUAUAUGUGCUCCACUCGCAAAUUAUGGGAAAUUGCUUCAAAGGAUGCCUUUCGGAGGAGAAUCAAACGCGCAAUCGGAAUGUGGCUGCUAGUGAUAGCCAGUAUGAGAUGCUGGUUGAAGGAAGUUCAGAACAACAAGUUAAACCUAAUAAAAUCAAACAAAAAAAAAAACCCAAACUGUUCGGAAACUUUUGGCGACGAAAAGGAGAUGUGGAGUACUCAAGACUGAAUAAAUCAAACAAUAAUUUUAUAAGCAAGAGUAAUCAUAAAGACCAUCAGAAAUCAGGAUCAGAAAUUCAACUGCAGUGCCUCGAUGCACACUCGCUUCUGCUUGUGUCGAAGGAUAGCAAUACACGAAGAAAUGGAUAUCAUGAUCUCAACACUGACGUCACUUCAACCCCUGGCAGCUCCCUGGACCUGGAAUGGGAAAACGAUUACGGAUAUCAGAACAGUCAAUGGCCAUUACGACCAAUCGAUGAUCAGCAAUUACCAUACCCAACACCAAUGGACCCAGUAUUCAAAGUGGAAGAAUGGUGCAUUCUGAAGAAAAGCAAAGACCGCAUCAACUCCCUCAGACGGUUGGAUCGAGCUUCAUCGUUUCGCGUUCAGGACAGUGGAAAUGGGGCGAACGAUGCCGGAGUCCAUCCACUGUCCAGCGCCGGUGCAAAUGGGUCCGGUAUCAUUGGGACACCAUCGAUUGUGAGCUGUGGUUCAUACGCUUCCUCAUCACACAUAUCAACGCCGGAGGAUUCACUCGAAUGGGACAUCGACCAGGAUCGGCAGCUGAAAUCAGAGAACGAAUCGCUAGAUCUGGAGACCAAAGAACUGUUGCUGGAAAUCGAACAGCUGAAGAAUCGCGUUCUCAACGAGACUGGUGCUAACUUGAAUGAUCUGAAAUACGACGAAUCAAUUAGUUGAUUCCGCCUACGAGGCUGAUAAUGGCUUGUCUAUACUGGGGACCGAUCGGGGAAAAUGGGAUGGACCGAAAAUCAAACGAUUGACUUUAUAUAACCGUAGUAGAAUAAAAUAGAAGAAUACGUUGAAACCCAUUUUAGAACAGUGACUUGUCGUAAGACACAACAGAGUGUAACGUAAAUUUCAUAAGGAUUUGUUUCGAAAGAUAAUGCUGAACGAUUAGCACUAUUAUAACCUAUAUUUAUUGUAAAAUCUAUAUAAAUCCAAUUUAUGAGACAUUCCUUAGAUAUUAAUCAAACGAUAUAACGAACAAUGCAAAAUGAGAAUAAGUCAAAGAUUGGUUAUCGAAAGAAUUGUUGACACAUUGGGAAAUGUUUAUUUUUAAUGUACUGAAGGAAAUACAUUUUCCGAUUCUUGCUAAAUAGGGCAUUUAAAACAAAACAAACAAGGUGCAUAAUAAAUUCAGAACAGUGGAUAUCCAUGCCUCACAAUCAACA
Messenger RNA from Aedes aegypti (yellow fever mosquito), 1905 nucleotides. RefSeq lists its product as uncharacterized. The transcript is spliced from 6 exons. NCBI's taxonomy places the organism in Eukaryota, Metazoa, Arthropoda, Insecta, Diptera, Culicidae. The coding region runs from base 518 to 1411 and encodes 297 amino acids. The record is from RefSeq and is a predicted model, not a curated record.